GUGAUGAAAACUGAUAGCAGACGAGAAUUUACCGCCUCAUUCAUGUCUGUCAUGUCUGAUCAGGCAAGCGAGAGAGGGCCCUGCGAGCCAGUCAAUUCAUUACAAAAAGAAGAAAUGGACAAUUUUAUGUUCCAGCAUCGCGAACUGGCUCGUGGGGCCUCUGGCCUCUCGCCUAACCUGACCAGAGCUGACAAGGCAAGGUUGUGGGCCGAGUUGACCAGCCGCCUGAACCACAUCGGGCCGCCGCGCAACACAGAGCGGUGGAAGAGGGUUUGGCUGAACCGCGUCUGCAAAGCCCGCAAGCGGUGCGCAGUCGUCGAGGCUGAGCGCCGCAAAACGGGGAGAGGCACCUCCCAGGUGCGGCUCUCAUCGACCUACUCCCGUAUCCUGUGCAUUGUCGGGGUAGACUCUGCCCUGGGCGCCCCCGGGUUUCGUGUACCCCACUUUCCGGAGGAGGAGGUGCAGCCUGUGGGCGCCCCGGCAGAGGAGCACCCAGCUUCACAGGAUGCGGGGGACGUGCUCAAGGAGGAGGAGGACGCGGAUCACGAGGCAUCUACCUCAACCCAAAUGCCACAGCCUCGAGCACGGCAAGCCACGGUUCGACGAAGGCUGCCUCGUCGAGUCCCUCGAGCCUCUCGACAGGAGAGGCGGGACGAGGCGGACUUUUCGGCCGUGGCUAACCAGCAGCGCCUGCUCGACGCCAACGUAGGCCGCGACUCAAAGGACGAAAGGUUCCAGGGACAGAUCACGCUCGGCAUGGGGCAGCUCCUGGAGCGGCUGGCACAGAACGUGGGGCAGCUGGCGCAGAACGUGGGGCGGCUGGCGCAGAAUGUGGUGCAGCAGACGCAGAGCAUGGACCGGAUCGCAGAGAACAUCCAGGAGGGGGUCCUCUCCAUGCAGCAAAACGCUGCCUUCAUGCGAGAGGUUAUCCUCCAGCUAUCCGGCCACGCUCUGCGUCAGCCUCAACCCCAGGCCCAGCCUCAACCCCAGCCCCAGCCCCAGGCCCAGCCCCAGCCCCAGCUCCAGGCCGAGUCCCAGGCCGAGCACCUGGCCCAACCUCCGGGGGAAGAUGACAACAACUAAUUGUUCACUACUGUACAGUCUUUUUGUAACAUCCAAGGGGAUUUUUUUUUAUUUUGUAUAUAUUAAUUUAAUGACAAUGCCCCCAGCGGCUGCAAUAAAAUCUUCCAAACCUGGCAAGCCUCUAAGCCUCAGCA
Ixodes scapularis (black-legged tick) is the source of this 1217-nucleotide messenger RNA. RefSeq lists its product as uncharacterized. NCBI's taxonomy places the organism in Eukaryota, Metazoa, Arthropoda, Arachnida, Ixodida, Ixodidae. Bases 4 to 1083 code for a protein of 359 amino acids. The transcript is spliced from 5 exons. The record is from RefSeq and is a predicted model, not a curated record.